Molecule: messenger RNA, 937 nt
Organism: Aedes aegypti (yellow fever mosquito)
Lineage: Eukaryota; Metazoa; Arthropoda; Insecta; Diptera; Culicidae
Exons: 5
Coding region: 1-681 (226 amino acids)
Source: RefSeq, a predicted model, not a curated record
AUGCUGUUUUCAGGCCUCGAAAACGUAACUUUGUCAGCAAAACCAGCAGUAGGCGUACCAGAUUUUCAGCAAAGUACAUUCCCCCAACCUAAUCAAACAUCUUUUAAAGAGGAGACAUCUUCGGACGUAUCUCCGGAUGAAAGCUCUGAUGCUGAUAGCAUCCAACCGAUUGAUGAAACCGUGAAUGAGCAUGAAACGCCAUUAAAUUUGAAAUUGAAUCCUCUGACAUAUGAUCUGACUCAAGGUAUCGUCGAACAACAACCGACUUGUAGCAAACUAUUAGAUCUGAAAGAAGUACCGACUGUAGACAUCCGUGCAUCAUAUCACGGUGAAAAUGUAAUAGUUCAGCAUCAGCAACCAACUGAACAAAACGCGGAAGACAAAGUUGACAUCACGCCACCAAAGUGCGACGAUCCGGCUACUGAACAAGCAAGUUCAUCUCGUUUAUCUCCAAAUGUGCUGAAAGAACUUUUGCAACGAACUAUAUACGGAAAACAGCUGCUGCAGACCGCUGAUACGCAUUGCUUGUCGGAUUCAGGAAGGAAGUUAGUCGUAGAUACCGUAGCCAGGUACCAUCUGACUUUGAACCGCAAAACCUCGGCCGAAGCUGUGGAAGAUCUAAGCGAAGUCAUUGUAGGAUUGUUUACGAAGGAAAAAAAGGUAGUGAAUAAUAUGUGCUAGUGCCCGUAUCAUAUAAUAUCUGACAAACACAAACACACCUAAUUUCACCUCAGAAAAUUAAUCAAUAUACAGUGACCAUUUUCGUCAUUGCAUAAUGGUUCAAAUCGACAAUUUAGCAAGAAAAACUGUUUUCUCUUUUCUCGUUGAUUCUAGACUAUGUUGUCCUAAGUGAAGUUAUUCCUAAUUGAGAUUUGUAUCUUCUUAGAAGAAAGUUGAAUAGGCUGGUCCUCAUUAGGUUUUAAUUUUGAAUCACAUU